AUGCUCAUGGCAAAGCUAGACUACAUGCAGCACAGUGUUCUGGAACUACAGACCGAAUUGGCGAAGCAGCGGGAAGAGACUGCGCAAAGCCAUGCUGACACCAAGGCGCAUAUGAUCGUGGGACUAGACAACAUGCAGCAAAGUUUUCUGGGACUACAGAGCGAAUGGGCAAAGCACCGGGAAGAAGCUGCGCAAAGCCAAAAUAACAGCGAUAAGAACCUGGUCGAGAUUAAAAGGGGCGUGCAGAACAAUUUCGAUUCAAUGCGUCGAUUGGAGGAUGAUGUUGGACGCAACUUUACUCUCCUACAGGAACGAUCAUGGCAGAUCUUGACGCAAAUACUUACGCCCUAUCGCUCGUGCAGUGACAUUCGGAAUGCACAGUCUGGGGUAUAUAUUAUCCAGACGAACGAUGAAAGCAACCGUUUUAUGGCGUACUGUGAGCGGGAUAUGAUGGGUAAAGGCAUCUGGUUGGUGAUACAGCACCGAUUCGAUGGAUCGCUAAACUUCUAUCGCAACUGGACCGAGUAUCGGAAUGGUUUUGGUGACAUUGAAAAGGAGUUCUGGAUUGGACUGGAACGACUACAUCAGCUGACAACGGGGCGACCCCAUGAACUGAUGGUUGAGCUGAGAGACUUUAAGAGGAAUUAUAAAUUUGCACUCUACGCAGCAUUCGAGAUCGGCAGUGAAUCCGAACAAUACAAUCUGAAAACACUUGGAGCGUACCAAGGGACUGCAGGCGAUUCUCUUUCAUUUCACAAGAAUAUGAAAUUCACGACGUAUGAUCGUGAUAAUGACCGACAUAGUUCCGAAAAUUGUGCUGAGAUACGUGAGGGUGCCUGGUGGUACUACAACUGCUUGACCUCAAAUUUGAACGGGCGAUACAAGAAUAUAGUAAGUGCUAAAUCGAUGAGCUGGUUCUUCUUCAGCAAUUCCUAUGAAGGACUGAGCUUUUCAAGAAUGAUGAUCCGACCAAAAUGA
Anopheles cruzii is the source of this 978-nucleotide messenger RNA. Its product is annotated as fibrinogen-like protein A. The record is from RefSeq and is a predicted model, not a curated record. The transcript has a single exon. NCBI's taxonomy places the organism in Eukaryota, Metazoa, Arthropoda, Insecta, Diptera, Culicidae. Bases 1 to 978 code for a protein of 325 amino acids.